Molecule: messenger RNA, 1403 nt
Organism: Ochotona princeps (American pika)
Lineage: Eukaryota; Metazoa; Chordata; Mammalia; Lagomorpha; Ochotonidae
Gene: HOXB2
Product: homeobox B2
Exons: 2
Coding region: 88-1101 (337 amino acids)
Biological process (GO): regulation of DNA-templated transcription
Molecular function (GO): DNA binding; DNA-binding transcription factor activity, RNA polymerase II-specific
Source: RefSeq, a predicted model, not a curated record
AAACCUAGGGGGCAGGAGGGGGGGUCCCUUCUGAUCCUCCCUCCUGACGCUCCCCCCCCAAGGCCCCCUCCCCCACCACUGAAAGCCAUGAAUUUUGAAUUUGAGAGGGAGAUUGGGUUUAUAAACAGCCAGCCAUCGCUCGCGGAGUGUCUGACUUCCUUCCCCGCUGUCUUGGAGACAUUUCAAACUUCAUCAAUCAAGGACUCGACAUUAAUUCCUCCUCCUCCUUUCGAGCAAACCUGCCCCAGCCUCCAGCCCGGCGCCUCCACCCUUCAGAGACCCGGGAGCCAAAAGCGAACCGAAGAUGGGCCUGCUCCGCCGCCGCCGCUCCCCGCCGCCCCCCUGGCCCCCGAAUUCCCCUGGAUGAAAGAGAAGAAAUCCGCCAAGAAACCCAGCCUGCCUGCCACAUCUUCCCCAGCCGCCUCCACUGUCCCGGCCGCCGGGGUGGCAGCGCCCGCAGAUGGCCCGGGCCUGGCAGAGGCCGGUGGGGCGCGCAGGCUGCGCACCGCGUACACCAACACGCAGCUGCUGGAACUGGAGAAGGAGUUCCACUUUAAUAAGUACCUGUGCCGGCCGCGCCGCGUGGAGAUUGCGGCCUUGCUGGACCUCACUGAGAGGCAAGUCAAAGUCUGGUUCCAGAACCGGCGCAUGAAGCACAAGCGGCAAACGCAGCACCGAGAACCGCUCGACGGGGAGUCAGCGUGUGCCGGAGCCCUGGAGGACGCCGGCGACCCGGCCGAAGAGCCCGCGGUCAGCCCUGGCGGCCCCUCCGCCUCGCAGGAGACGCAGGAAACCCGCUGUUUCCCGCCCGAGGUCACGUCGGGGCCCCGACCGUGGGCCGCUGGUUUGGAGGGUGCGGGUGCGCUGCGCGGGGCCAGCGCGCUGGAGCCCGAGCCCACGCCAGACGACACCUUCCCGGAAGGGCAGGAUUCGCCGUUCCCACCCGACCUCAACUUUUUCGCGGCAGACUCCUGUCUCCAGGUGUCCGGAAGUCUCUCCCCCGGCCUGCAGGGCUCGCUGGACAGCCCGAUCCCUUUUUCCGAAGAAGACUUGGAUUUCUUCACCAGCACGUUGUGCGCCAUCGACCUGCAGUUCCCCUGACCCGCGCCCUCCGCUGGGCCUUUGCGACCUCCGCCCUUAGCUACACGCUGGAAAAAAAAAAAUCCUUUCCCACCCCCGCAGUCGCAUAGACAUGCGUUUUGCUAAAAUUCAGGUAUUAUUAUUGAAUUAGUGUUUUGAUCCACUCCCUGCCAUCUUUCUCUAAAAUAUCCCCGUUGGGCAUUCGGGCGUCCUUUUAAAACCACACACAAUUUCAUUUGCUACACUCUUUUCCGACGAAAUCUCAGGAAUAAUUAAAGUAUAGGUGGGGCUUUCGUAAAAAUAAAGGGACUUAUUUUCCUUUU